CAUGACGUGGCCUGUUCCCGAUCCGCCUUGUCGAUCCAAACCCCUGCCGCUUUUCUGCGGCUGUCGAUUGCCGAGCCACUUGGACGAGCUUUGGCGCAGCUGCGUGGCAGGCCCCUCUUCCAUGUUUCCGUUUUAUGAGACCAGGCGCCCGAGUCGUUCUGCAUUGACCGUUCACCUUCGCUUCCGCAACACAGACUCCCACGGUUCGAAAUAACCAACCCUCCCUAGGUAGACGGCGGUAGUUAUCCCCGCAUCUUCGCGAACCCCCACUCCGCUUCCCGCCGCUGCACAACCUCGAAGCCAUGGCGGGCGACAGCUCAGGCGCCGGCGCCGACGGCCAACAUGAUGGGCCGGCCUUCAGUAAUGAGCUCGAGGGGGGGACCCUGACGAAGGAGCAGCCGCCCUUCUUCUCCAAGAUAUCGUUCGCGACGCACAUCUACGGGCUGCAGAGCCUCAUUUUGCCGGCGAUGUGGUUUCGUGGGUGGAAGGAGUACUUCUACCCUCCCGACGGGGGGCCCAACAUUGUCAAGACCUACGAGUGCCGUCCAUAUCUGCCGAUACGAAUCUUCUUCCCGCAGACCUACGACCAGACCUCACCGCAGACCCUCCCGACGCUCUUCUCGAUCCACGGCGGCGGCUUCUGCAUCGGCAGCUCGGCCGACGACGACGACUGGAACCGACACUUUGCCGACUCGCAGGGCGCGCUGGUGAUUGCGCUCAACUACUCCAAGGCGCCGCGCUCGCCCUUCCCGACGGGCCUGCGCGACCUCGAGGCCCUCGUCCUCGCCGCGCUGGCCGACGAAUCUCUGCCCAUCGACAGGUCCCCCGCCGCCGCCGCAUCCGGGGGGCGCGCCGCCCGCACCGCGCUGCUGGGCUUCUCGGCGGGCGGCAACCUCGCCCUGGCCCUGGCCCAGCUGCCGAGCAUAAGGUCGCACCCGCUCGCGCCCCCCGCCGCCGCGCUGAGCGUCUACGGCGCCCUGGACCUGUCCGUCCCGGUGGCGUCCAAGCUGGCCACGAGGCCGUUCAAGCCGUCGCUGGGCCCACCGCGCGGGUCCGCGGCCGACGCGCUGAGAAGCCUGGCGCCGACGUUCGACUGGAGCUACAUCCCCUACGGCCACGACCUGCGGGACCCGCUGCUGAGCCCCGAGUUCGCGCCGCGGGCAAGCCUGCCGCCGUAUGUGUGCCUCGUCGCGGCGGAGCUGGAUAUGCUCGCGCACGAGAGCUGGAGGCUGGCGUGUCGGCUUGCGGGGGAGGGGACGGGGGAUCCGGGGCGGAGGGGGAGGCCGGAUGCGAGGAGUGGGGAUGUGGCGUGGCGGGUUUGUGGGAGGGAGGAGGGGGAGGGGGCUACGGCGGCGGGGGCGGGGGCGGGGUGGGGGCAGUUGGAGGGGACGGGGGAUGAGAGGUUUGCGUUUGAGGAGAGGUGGGAGGGGGGAGGGGUCAAGUGGUUGCUUGUGCCGGAUGUGGUGCAUGGGUUCGAUAACCCGAACUUCAGGGGCCUGAUGGGUGGUGGGGAGAGGACGGUGCGGGACGCGGAGAUGAAGACGGAGGCGUAUGUUGCUGAGAUUGGGCGGUGGCUUAGGGAGGUUGUGUGGGCUUUGUGAUGGUGUUGCUGUUGGCUGUUGAUUCUUUUGGGGCGUCUGGCGCUCUGGAUAUCGGCGUGCUUGAAUGGGAAUGUGUGCAUGGUUUGGGUGGUAUUGACAUAGGCCUCUAUAUAUGUGUUGGGGAUGAGGUCGGCGAGCUGUUAUAAGAGGCACUGCCUCAUACCAUAGGUCUGCACGUGUGUGGCGAUACAUCCCUUCCCCGUGUCAUUGGAUACAGUCACCGCAAUUAGAAUGGUUGUAUGAGUCUGCUCACUUAAGUAAGCCUUGAUUUUCUGGGAAAUGCGUUGCAGCUGGAAUCGGGGGUUGUCCGGGAGACUGGCGGGAUCGAAGGUCUCUUGAAAGUCCCCCGGCCCGUUUUUACUAA
Phialemonium atrogriseum is the source of this 1965-nucleotide messenger RNA. Its product is annotated as Alpha/Beta hydrolase protein. Gene Ontology annotation, molecular function: lipase activity. The coding region runs from base 303 to 1601 and encodes 432 amino acids. The record is from RefSeq and is a predicted model, not a curated record. Lineage: Eukaryota; Fungi; Ascomycota; Sordariomycetes; Cephalothecales; Cephalothecaceae. The transcript has 3 exons.